AUGGAAGAGUUUAGGGUUUCACACGAAUGUUCAUCCAUUUCGUUGGAUUCAAGAUGCGUUAAGGCAGUGCGUUGCCUUGUAGAAGAAGUUAUCGAUAUCGGUGGUAGAGAAGUUGACCUUUGCAACGACAUUCUUAUCCAACAAUUGUUUCCAGGAAGGAGAAGAUCCGGUUUUGGUUUGUCCUCUGAAAUCAAAUCCGAACUAUGUAAGUCAGGUUUCAUGUCUUUGCCUGAGAAUCAUGAGCUACAUAUCAAAAUCACCAAGCUUCUCGGUUUGUUGCAACAGGUAGAGGAAAGAUUUGACAAGUAUUGCAAUGAAAUGGAGCAAGUGAUUACAUCAUUUGAGGAAAUAGCAGGAGAAGGAUCAUCCAAAGUAUACACCGGUUUAGCUCUUCAAGCCAUGACUCGACAUUUCGGUUGUCUCCAAGAAGCUAUAAUCUCUCAGAUCAACUCUCUUCGUAGAAGACUCACCAUCUCUCAAGAUGUUCCCAAGAUCAUCAGCUCUGGUUUAUCACAGCUCAGCUUGUUCGAGAGGAACACUUCAUCAUCGCUUCAACGUCUAGGUUUGGUUCAAGGACCACAAAGACAUGCUUGGAAACCAAUCAGAGGCUUGCCUGAAACUUCCGUUGCGAUUCUUCGAGCUUGGCUCUUUCAACAUUUCUUGCAUCCAUAUCCGAAUGACGAGGAGAAGUUGAUGUUGGCGUCUCAAACAGGGCUUUCCAAGAACCAAGUAUCGAAUUGGUUUAUAAAUGCUCGAGUUCGACUCUGGAAACCGAUGAUUGAAGAGAUGUACAGAGAAGAGUUUGGAGAUUCCUCUGAUGAAUCAAUGCAGAGAGAAGCUAAUGAUGAUUCAAACUGA
Molecule: messenger RNA, 858 nt
Organism: Arabis nemorensis
Lineage: Eukaryota; Viridiplantae; Streptophyta; Magnoliopsida; Brassicales; Brassicaceae
Source: the annotation of a GenBank genome assembly